AUGCAAGCGACGCACUCGCGCGGCCCCGCCGCACGGGCCGCCCGGGCCGUUGCUGCCCUGCUGCUCGUGCUGCCGGUGCUGCUGGCAGUGUUGGCAGGGCGCGGCGCUGACGCGCACGGCGACAUCACCUACCCCAAGGCGCGCCAGGUUGUUGCCAACGAGCUGGGGGUCGGCAACGUCGGCGGCUGCCCACACUGCAUGCAGGGGGGCCGUGCGGGCGCGCAGCCAGACAUCUGUGGAGCCCCAGGCCAGGGUGGCCAGGAUGUCACGAGCCUCUACUUUGGCCCGCAAGCCACGCUUUCCGCCGGCCAGGUUGUCAACUUCGGCCUGUACAUCAACGCGCAGCACGGGGGCCGGCACUGGUUCAGCGUCUGCCCCCUGCCGCGCCAGCAGGCCACACAGGCGUGCUUUGACAAGCCGGAGCACCAGCUCGUCAGGGCUGACGGGUCUUACGGGGACGGCAAGCGCUACUACUACAUGCUGGGGAGCGGGUGGGGCGGCAAGGAGGGAGACUACGUCUUGAAGUGA
This is a messenger RNA of Monoraphidium neglectum, 528 nucleotides long. RefSeq lists its product as hypothetical. The coding region runs from base 1 to 528 and encodes 175 amino acids. The transcript is spliced from 4 exons. The record is from RefSeq and is a predicted model, not a curated record. Lineage: Eukaryota; Viridiplantae; Chlorophyta; Chlorophyceae; Sphaeropleales; Selenastraceae.